CGCUGGACGCCGCCGCCGCCCCCUCCCGGCGCCUUCCCGGCCCCUUCCCCGCGUGGAGGGGCGGCCUGCGGCUUGGAAGAGGCGGCCGGGGCGCUGAGCGGGAGCCUCGCCGAGCCGGGGCCGGGAUCCGGAGCUGUUCCGUCCGGGGCGGCGCUGCUGAGCUGGUCCGGAUCGCGUCGCGGGCUUUUGGGGCUGGCGGAGAGGAGCCGCAUCCCGCGGGGGAUCCUGGUGGCCGCUUUCCUCGGCCGCGCCGCCCCGCCCGCCUGAUUUGGGCUUGAGCCCUGGAUUGGCUUCCUCCGGCUGGGGCAGCCGCAGCAUGGAUGGCCCGCGGCCCUUGGCCGGGCUGGAGCCGCAGCUGUCUGCCCAGAGCAGCCGGGCAGCCCCGGCCGGCCGGCUCGGCGUGGGAGCCUCGGGCUGGCGCGUGGAUUGAGCGGCCUCGCGUGGGAGCCUCCGCUUCCUCCCGCUGGGCCCACCUGCCCUGGCAGCUGGAGGCUCGCCCUCCUCCGGCUCAUCCCUCCCGGCUGGAGCCACGGACCGGGAGCAGCUGCGAGACCCCGACCCGUGGACCAGCUCGCCCGCCGCGCCCCGCUUUGGCUGCUGGGGACCCCCUUGACCCGUGGGAUGCGGCCCGGUGGGGGCGUCUGGAGGGCUGCGCAUCGCUGGCAGAGAGAGGCCCGCGGCGGAGGCCAGGCGUAGCGGGCGGACUGCUCGCCUUUCCCGCGACCUUCUCGGACAGCCGUGCGCGGGGCUGGAGAUCCGCGCGAGCCGGGCCUUGCCUGCCCUCCUUUGGCUGAACGGCUGCCGUGGGGAGCAGCAGCGCUUGGAAGGGCCACUUUUCUGGGUCUCCCCCCACCCCCCCCCCCCACACACACCAUGGCUGCGAAAGAAAAUCCCUGCCGGAAAUUCCAGGCGAACAUUUUUAAUAAAAGCAAGUGUCAGAAUUGCUUCAAGCCUCGGGAGUCGCACCUGCUGAACGACGAGGAUUUGAACCAGGCCAAGCCUAUUUAUGGUGGAUGGCUUUUACUAGCUCCAGAGGGCACGGAUUUCGACAACCCUGUGCAUCGCUCCCGGAAAUGGCAGCGCCGCUUCUUCAUCCUUUACGAACAUGGUCUCCUCCGCUAUGCCUUGGACGAGAUGCCCACCACUUUGCCACAAGGAACCAUCAACAUGAAUCAGUGUACAGACGUUGUGGAUGGAGAGAAUCGAACCGGGCAGAAAUUCUCACUGUGCAUCCUGACACCCGAGAAGGAGCACUUCAUCCGAGCUGAGAACAAGGAAAUCAUAAGUGGGUGGUUGGAGAUGCUGGUAGUCUACCCAAGGACGAACAAGCAGAAUCAAAAGAAGAAAAGGAAAGUGGAGCCCCCAACGCCACAGGAGCCUGGUCCAGCGAAGAUGGCCGUGACCAGUAGCAGCAUCCCCGGGGCUGAGAAAAUCCCCACCACCAAGUCCACCCUUUGGCAAGAAGAACUGAGAAGCAAAGACCAGUUGGAUGGGAAUGUGGGCAUCGGCUCGGCCCCUGGCGCUCUGCCAGGGCAGGCACCCCCAACGUGUUCCAUGAAGGACUCAGUCCUGGAGAGGAAAGAAGAGGAGGCUGCCAUGAACGGUGACCGCAACGACUGCGGGCGGAAGACACGGGUAGAAAGUGGCUACUUUUCUUUGGAGAAGACCAAACAGGAGGUCAAGGCAGAGGAGCACCAGAUGCCGAACCUGCCGUCCCCCCCGAGCCCCUGCACGCCCAACCACAGGUACGGUGACCCCAAAUCUCAGCAGCCGAGCGAUUCCUUUCCUUCUUCAGGUACCUGGCCGGCCGGCCGAAUGGUGCACAGUUUCUCUCUCAAUUCCCUGGACGUCCGAGGCUCCCGGCUCUCCAAGCACAAGGACUCCGCCGGCCGCAACGGGGCGAGGACGGAGGAUAGACGCAAUGGCCCCUUUGCCUUUAAAGUCAGCCGCAAAUACUCCACGCUGGCCGAUGUGCCCAAGGCGAUUCGCAUCAGUAACCGCGAUGCUUUUCAAGUCGAGCGGAAACGGCUCGAGCGGAGUUCCCGGGCGAGGAGUCCCGGACGAGAAGAGGUAGCUCGGCUGUUCGGGAAUGAGAGGAGGAGGUCUCAAGUAAUUGAAAAAUUUGAAGCAUUGGAUAUUGAGAAUCCGGAACACAUGGAAAUCAAUGCUUCCUCCGGUCUCUCCAGUGAAACCCGGCAGGGCAGGAGCGAAAAAAGAGUUUUCCCUAGGAAACGGGAUUUGCUUGCUGAAACAGCGAGUGGGACCAUCCUGGAUGUGUCAACUUCUACUAUGUCUCCACAUCGGAGAGCGAAAUCGCUGGACAGAAGGUCUACAGAAUCCUCCAUGACUCCAGAUUUGCUGAACUUCAAAAAGGGAUGGCUGACAAAACAGGAUGAAGAUGGGCAGUGGAAGAAGCACUGGUUUGUGCUGACAGAUCAGAGCCUGAGAUACUACCGGGAUUCAGUGGCAGAGGAGGCAGCCGAUUUGGAUGGGGAAAUUGACUUGUCAACGUGUUUCGAUGUCACGGAAUACUCUGUCCAGCGAAACUAUGGUUUCCAGAUCCAUACUAAAGAAGGCAAAUUCAUUCUUUCUGCUAUGACAUCUGGAAUCCGCCGGAACUGGAUCCAAACCAUUAUGAAACAUGUUCGUCCCACAGUUGCUCCAGAUGUGACCAGCUCUCUGCCUGAAGAGAAGAGCAAAAAUGGCACCUCCUUUGAGACUUGUCCCAAGCCGAGCGAGAAGCAGGAGACGGAGCAGGCCGAGAUUGACCCCGAAUACAAGCGCAGUCGAGCCAGGGAACGCCGAAGAGAAGGUCGCUCCAAAACCUUUGACUGGGCUGAGUUUCGCCCCAUCCAGCAAGUCCUGGCUCAGGAGCGAGCCAAUUUGACAGAGACUUUGAAGGACACCUCCGCUCCAUUCUCCAAGGAGCCCGGCCCCUCAGAAACAGAUCCCGGGGAAUUGGAGCGAGAACGUGCCCGCCGAAGAGAGGAAAGAAGGAAGCGCUUUGAACAUCUGGAUGCUACUGAUGGAGGAAGCCCAGAAGACUUCUCCAGGAUGGAGGUGGAUAGGCUUUCAGGGUUGCCUGCCGCUUCAGAGGCCAAGCCUCAAAGCGUCCAUGUGGAGAUUGAGCAGAGGUGGCAUCAGGUGGAGACCACUCCUCUGCGGGAGGAGAAGCAGAUCCCCAUUGCCCCGCUACAUCUUCCUCACCCGGAGGAAAACGGCGAGAUACUCCAUAAGCAGCAUCUGACUGUGCUGCUGGAAAAGGAGCUGGAACAGAGUCAAAAGGCAGCUUCGGAGCUCUUGGAACAGAACCGUGUCCUACAAGACCAGCUCAAAGUAGCUUUGGGACGCGAACAAAGCGCUCGGGAAGGUUACGUCCUGCAGACUGAAGUGGCCUCCUCCUCCUCCUCCUCCUCUUCCUCUUCCUCAGGGGCCUGGGAGAGGCUCCAUAAAGUCAACAAAGAUCUCCAGGGAGAAUUGGAAGCCCAAUGCCAGCGCCAGGAGAUGAUCAAUCAGCAGAUCCAGUCGCUUAAACGUAGCUAUGGGGAAGCCAAGGACGUCAUCCGACAUCAUGAAGCAGAGAUCCAGAGCUUGCAAGCCAGACUCAGCAACGCAGCUGCAGAUCUCUCUAUCAAGGAGCAGACCUUGGCCAAGCUGAAGAGCGACCUGAAGGCUGAGAAGAAGAAAACGGAGGAGCAGAUGGAGGAAUGGCAACACAGCGAAACGACCCUGAAUUCCCAGCUGAAGGCCAGUGAGCAGAAGCUGAAGAAGGCGGAAGCUCUCCUGCUGGAGAAGACCCAAGAGCUGAGAGAUUUAGAGAUGCAACAGGCUUUGCAGAGAGACUACCAGAAAGAAGUCCAACGUCUCCAGGAUCGCAUCGCUGAUCUGAGCCUGCAAUUGAGCGCAGGCGAACAAUCCCGAAUGCUGAUGGAGAGGAAGCUCCAGAAGAAUUACGAGUCUUUGCUAGAAAGCUGUGAGAGGGAGAAGCAACUCUUGAUCCAGAGCCUCAAAGAAGCGGAGGAUAAAGCCAGCGAAUAUGAGAACCAGCUUCAGAAUAACGAGCAACAGAAGGAGAUCCUUCUGAAGGAGAAGCUGAGUGCCAAGUUUGAAAGCAGUGAGCUAGUCCAUCAACUGGAGGACCAACUAGAAAUGAAAGAAGCCAGCAUCCGGAAGCUGGUGGAACAUAUCAAGAGUCUUGAGGAGGAAAGGGAUCAAAUUAAAUGCCGGUUCCAAGAGUUGAUGAACCAAGUUGCAGAGUCCGAUAACGAGGUGGCUAAGUUGCAAGCCAAGCUACAACUGGAGGAGAGCAGCUACCACACUCUGGAGCGUUCCCACGAGGUGGUGUCGGAGCAGUUCCACAACUUGCAGCAGAUUCUGAAAGAAAAAGAGGAGGAGUUGAGACAAGUAAGAGAAACCCAUUUGAGCUUUGUGGAGAAAAAAGAGCAGGACUUCCGUGAGCCUCCAAUUACCGCGGCUAGCAGUCGAGAAGAAAAAGAAGACCACCUGACCAAAGAAGAGGAUUUGAAAACAUCAGCUGAAGGAAGUUCAGGGCUGAAGGUUGCAACAAACGCAACUGAGAUGGGCAAGGUUGAAGAUCCAGCACAAUAUUCCCCAAAGCAAGGUAGGCUCCCAGAUCUGGGAUGCAUACUUAUUGAGGAUAGUCACGAAGGAGCCAGUAGCGACCAGAGGCAAAUCUGUGGACGUACGGUGGUGAGCAUUGAAGAAUGUUCUUCUCCAUCAAAGUCAGUAGAUCUUCCAGAAAUAGAGAUGGGUCAGAAAGAUUCAAUGAAACUUGAUGCGGAAAUACCAGGAGCCAAAAGACAACGGAUACGUUUCUCCAAUAUCCAGUGCCAAAAAUAUAUUCAUCCUGAUGGUUCGGAGAAGAUGUGGGCCAGCAGCACUUCCUCUGACACCAGCCAGGAACGGUCUCUUUCGGAAGAAAGCAUGACUUCUGAACCAGUGUUUUGUUACCCAGCCUCGGGUGACUCUGAGACCUACUUAUCUAUCAUUCACUCCCUGGAAACCAAACUUUACAUCACCGAAGAAAAGCUCAAAGAUGUAACCAUGAAACUCGAAAGUCAGCAGGGCCAAAAUCAAGACGCCCUCAUGGUCCUUCACCACCAGUGGUCCGGCAUUGAAGCUCAGCUUAGAGAACAGCUUCAAGACAGCUUGACUCAAAUUAGAGGGUUGGUGUCACAGGUAGAAAGCGAGAAGGAAGAAAAACUCAAGCUGAAUGAGAACCACAUCUACGAACUGGGCAAGCUCCACGAAAAGACUAGCCGAGCAUUAACGUGUUUAAAUCAGCGCAGAGAAGAACUGAAACACCUGGGCACCUCUGGUAAAGAAAAAGAGGGAGAGAUGUUCUUGGAUGCUCUGUCCAGCAUUGAAAGUACUUUAAUGGAUGCAAUCCAGAUGUUACAAAAGGCGCUUCCUCCAGCUGAACACCAACCAGAAGAACAUCUUGCAGCUCAAGCUUUGCAGACUAAAGACAUCUGCUGGGAUGAGAACAACGCUUCUCCCCAAGGGAAGCCACAGCUGGAAUUCUCUAUAGAAGAACAGCUGAAGUUGCUUUCUAGGAGGGUGGCUUUUGAAGCUUGCUUGAUCAACCAGAUAGCAGAGUCUCUGACAGAUGCCUCUUCAAAGAUCUCGGUGGCUUUCGGAGAGAUUCAUGCCACCCUGGAGACAGUCUUAUUGGAGCCUUCCAAUAUUUCACAUACUGCUGUGGCUUUGGCCGACAUUUUGUCUAAGAAGCUGUUGUUGGAAGAUGAGUUUUGGAGACAGGUAGAAGAAUUAAGGAAGCACUUGAGGGUCAGAGAAGAAGGGGAGGAAGGGAAAAUGGAGACCUUGGACUUUCCUCAGUGUCUCAUCCAGUCAGUUACCGAUAGUACGCUAGUUAAAGCCGAACUGGGUUUUGUGGCUCAGAAAAUGAGAGAAUCCUUCCAUCAGAGACUAAAAGCCAUGGAAGAAGACCUCCACAACGCCAAAACAGCCCUCCAGCAGCAUAAGUGCAUGUUGGAGGAAAUCAUUAAAGCCUACAAAUCUCCUGAAUUUGAUGGGAUCAUGCACCAGAUCUCCAAAGCUCUUGAGAUCCAAGAAGGCAUUUCAGAAACAGCCCGACCGACUUGGCACAUCAGCCUUCAGGACCGCAUUUUGGAAGCUCAGACCGUACAGGAUCUCAGCAGUCAAGCUCUGGCUGCUAUCCAGGAUGAUCUGGCUCAGCAGCUCAAAGACAAAGCUAACGUUCUGAAAGACAUUGCGGCUGCCCUCCUGUCCGUGUCCCCUGACAACGCCUUGAACGAUUGUCACAAGCUCCUCAAAAUCUCACGCAGUCCUCCUUAUGAGAUGUGCAUGGGGGAUCUUGAACGCUACUCUUCUCUGUUAGUUCAGGAUGCGAUUAUUCAGGCCCAGGUUUGUUACGGGGCCUACAGAGCAAGGCUGGAGUACACAAAGGAAGCCAAGGUGUACAAAGAGUCUCUGCAAAAUAUGGACAAUUUAUGCCAGGAGCGCAUACGGGCAGUCACGGUCCUCAGGGAAGAGUAUGAAAUGCUGCUGCAGAAACAGCAAAACGAAUUUGCUGAGAUGAUUGCCAUGCUCAAAAAAGAGAACGAAGACCUCAGAGCCAAGGUGGAGCAGCUGGACAACCAGCGAAGGCUCCUGGAAGAGGAGGAGCGUAAGCAGAGCCAAAAAAUAGCAGAACUUCAGAGCCAGUACGACGAGGAGAUGCAGAAGGUUGUUGAGCAGCUCCACAGGACUGAGGACACUCUGCAGGUGGAGCAAAUUGAGGGGAGCCACCAGUUGGAGGCCCUGGUGCAAGAUAAGCAGAACCUGGAGAGAUACCAUCUUGAGCAAAUGCAAAGCUUAGAAGAAAAGUUCCAGGUCAAGAUGAAAGAAAUCCAGGUCCUCCACGAUGAGGAACUGCAGAUCUUGCAGGAACGCUACAACCAGAAUCUCAAGAGCUUGGAAGAAUCGCUGGAGAAGUAUCAGAAGAAGCCUCCUGAAACCACGUCCGGGAUCAUCUCUGGUGCAGAAGCACCGGGAGAAGACCAACACGACAAUGGGAUCCAGGUCUUGGGAAAUGAUCCCAACGCCCUCCACGGAUUGAGAGAGCGGAUUCAAGAACUGGAAUCCCAGAUGAAUGUCAUGAGAGAUGAGCUGGAGAACAAGCAGCUGGAAGGGAACGCGCCCACCUUGAGGGAGAAAUACCAGAAGGACUUUGAGAACCUUAAGGCAACGUGUGAACGGGGGUUUGCAGCCAUGGAAGAGACCCACCAGAAGAAGAUUGAGGACUUGCAGAGGCAGCAUCAUCGAGAACUGGAGAAGUUGAGACAGGAGAAGGACCGUUUGCUGGCUGAGGAAACGGCCGCCACUAUCUCCGCCAUAGAAGCCAUGAAGAACGCUCACCGGGAGGAACUUGAACGGGAGCUGGAAAAAACCCAUCGGUCCCAAAUUAGCAGCAUCAAUUCAGACAUUGAAGCUCUGCAGAGACAAUACUUGGAGGAGUUGCAGUCUGUCCAGCGGGAACUGGAAGUCCUUUCAGAACAAUACUCGCAGAAGUGCUUGGAAAACGCUCACCUCGCCCAGGCUUUGGAGGCGGAGAGGCAGGCCCUCCGACAAUGCCAGCGGGAGAACCAGGAACUCAAUGCACACAAUCAGGAGCUGAACAACCGCCUGGCUGCAGAGAUCACCCGACUACGGACGUUGCUAACUGGGGAAGGUGGCAUGGAAACGGCUGCCUCUCCUCUCACCCAAGGCAAGGAUGCCUACGAGUUAGAGGUCCUGUUGAGAGUUAAGGAAUCAGAAAUCCAGUACUUGAAGCAAGAGAUCAGCUCCUUGAAAGACGAAUUGCAAACAGCACUGAGGGAUAAAAAAUACGCCAGUGAUAAAUACAAGGACAUCUACACGGAGCUCAGCAUCGUCAAAGCCAAGGCAGACUGUGAUAUCAGCAGAUUGAAAGAGCAGCUGAAGGCAGCCACUGAAGCCCUGGGAGAAAAAUCUCCCGAGAGCAGCACCGUGCCCGGAUACGAUAUUAUGAAAUCGAAAAGCAAUCCUGAUUUCUUGAAGAAGGACAGGACCAGCAUUGGCCGACAACUAAGAAAUAUCAGAUCAAAGAGUCUGAAGGAAGGUCUGACGGUGCAGGAGCGCCUGAAGCUCUUUGAAUCCAAGGAGUUGAAGAAAGACUAAUGUUCUCCUUCGUUUCCGGCUUGGCCACGUGCACUGCCUAGCUUGACGCAUCACGACACGAGCAUCCUUCUUCUUUUUUCCCCUCACCAUUUUGAUCUUAUUUUUUAUGACUACGCUUCGCUUGGCCGGGAGCGGGGAUUUUUCUAGAGCUGCUCCGGAUGAACAGACUAAGCAAUUCCAGACUUUUUUUUUCUGUCCACCAUCAAAGGGAUGAAAAUCAUUGUUUCUCAAUCUUAGCAAGUUUAAGAUGCGUCGACUUCUGCUCCCAGAAUUCCUCAGCCAGCAAUAGGGAAUUCUGGGAGUAGAAGUCCAGGCAUCUUAAACUCGAUGAGGUUGAGAAAUACUGGAUUAAACAGAUUCCUUGACAUGUUCAAUGAAAAGCUCCUUACUUUGGGCAAGAAUGCAGGGAAAGAUUGAAGAUUUUUCUCUCUUAAAUAUAUAUAUUUAUCUCCUUCCUAGUGUAUAUCCACUACAUUGAGUGUCAGUAUUAAGGCUCAAUAGCCUAUUAUAAGCUAGCCCUGUUUUACUGAUGUGUUGGUAUCACAACAGGGCCCUGGGAAAAGGGGAGGGAGGACACACCUCCAGCUUAGCUCCACCAGUGUUGAAGAGUAACACAGCACUUAGGCGCAUAUUUUGAGCCACUCUGAAACAAAUUCAGCUUGGCCAAGCAAGCUCCCCAACGCCCCUGGAUGGUUGAGAAACACAACAAGGGGGAAAGAAAGACAGUCUGGACUGUCCUUGAUCUAUUGUGCGAUUUGCAGAGAUUCAGUCCUUUGUGUAGCUUAGCAAUCUUCUGAAUUUAUUUUACUAAGCCAGUUUAGAGCCAUGGUUAAGGGGUGGCAGAUUCCACUUUUAGCCAGGAUCUUGGAAAAACAUAGCUCUUAAGAUCGCUAGCAACCAUUGUCCUCUUCCAGUUGGGUUCACCUUUUCUCCUAGUCUCAGUGGGUUUUGGGCAUCCAUCCGAGAGAUUUCAGGACAUUUCUCUUGUCUGAUGAGGAUGGAGAAACCAGGUUUCAUCCUAAAGUACAGAUCUUCGCUUCUUAAAGGUGACUUUAAAGAAAAAUGGAUUGUAUCUGUAUAUCUGUGUCUGAGAAUCUAUUUGGGCAUGAUUACACCAUGCAGUGUCUGUGCGAGGGAUAUUUCAUUGCAAAGGAACACCUGAAAACGGAUUGGGAGCUAAGCCCAGUUAAAAGUGGCCUUCAAAAAAAGACCAGGCUAGCCAUGAUCCCAAAAGCAGCUUUAGUGCUUUCAUCCACUUGAAAUGAAGCAGGGCCCGCCCACCCACCCCAAAAAUGCAACUAAUAGAUUUCUUGAUGCACUGGGAUCCAGAACGUAGACAGCUUUCCCAAGAAAGACCCUGGGAUGGAUUAAAAUAAAUGCCAAACCUGAUGAACAGAACACAUUGGAAGUGGGUGCUUAAAAUUUCAGGAUUAACAUCUCACCAGCAUUAUGAACAAGCCUCGUUUCUGUCUCCCCAAUAUUGCAGAUGAUUAGGGUGCUCCAGCCCAAUUCUACAAAUCUGAGGUCCCUUAAGAAGGGGAGUUUUUUUCUCUUACUGGGUUGAGUUUCUGCUGCAACUGUCUUAACUUUGGGACAAGCCCAACUGUGUGAAACCUUGCUAAUCUCAGUGAGGGUUGGUCCAUUCCUUUUCUCUACAUGCAGGUUUUAGAAUUUUUAGACACCUAGCAAUGAAAUAAGUUGUUCCAAAACAAAAACACCUUAUGAGAUCAUCUCCUAGAGGUAGACCUGAAGCAAAAGGAUACCCUAGUAUGCACUACCUUAAAGGCAGCUGGACAGAGAACGUAUGAAUUUCAGGUGCCUAGUUGUAUUUGACAUGCCACAACAAUAGUAUUCUGCAAAACGUAACUGCCCUGAAUGGCUAGGACUAAGGAGAUCUUCCUAUUUUUACUUUAGAGGUUAGGCUUUUCUUCUUCAAGACUUCUCCUAACUCUGAGUAAUUUCUCCUAUCUGACUGCAAAUUGUUGGUUGAGGGUCUAGAAGUGCGAUUCAAAGUAGUUAUGGCAGCCCCGAGGAUUGGUGUGUGAAUGUUGGCAUUUGGAGGGCAUCUCGGGCCGCUGAAGGGAAUGCGGUGGUGGCAUCUGCCUCUGAAAUGGUCUUGCAGGCCUCAAUUUUCCUCUCUCCUUCACACAGACGAAGCUGAACUGGUAGAACAAUGUUUCUCAACCUUGGCAAUUUGAAGAUAACUGAACAUCAACUCCCAGAAUUCAAUGCUGUGCUGGCUGGGGGAUUCUGGGAGUUGGAAUCCAGACAUCAAGUUGCCAAGUUUGCAGAACCCUGGGGUAGAAGAAUUUAAUUUUUCUUGCAUGGUUUUCCUGCAACUCGAUAGCAAUCUGUUGGCAGACGAACAAAAGGUCUCUGGGAAAAAUCUCUGCAAUUCAUCCCAUCUCUUUUUCAAUAACGUCCCGAUUCCGAGAUGGCUUCUUAAAACAUGGAACGCGAUGUUUGAAAGACGGGAAAAGUCACCCCACCUCCAUUCGCACAAAACUGACUUUACUGCUACGAGCAAAGGGGCUGUCCCUACGCAACCAAGCCAAGGCGGUGUUUGGGAAAGGAUGGGUUUCUUGAAUGGCUCUUUAAAAGGCGUGUGUCAGAGGCAGGUUGCUGCAUUUUCACCCGAUUCUGUAUUUCGGAGAUUUAAAAGAAAUGUGUAUUCUUGAUGGAGGUUUGGCACCGGUUGGAUGUACCAUGCAAACACACCUGAAAUACGGCUUUGGGGAUGUUGUCCAUGGCCGAUCUUGUCUCUCUUUUUUUUCCCCCCUGGUUUCAAAGCAGGAUUCUUGUCUUUUCUUAAUGCCAUUUUGCUUUCCUUUUUUCCUGCUAAGAAACAAAAGGAGGAUCGCUUGUGCUGAUCCAGGAAUCCGAGCAGGCUGUUUUUCCUAUGACAGAGGCUGCCUUCAAGCGGCCCUGUGUGGUGUUUGGGGGGGGCGGGGAAUGUUGCUUUUUGUAAUGACAAUAUACUUGAUUAGAAUCUCACUGGACUUCCUUUUUCUCCAUUUCAGUGGUUCAUAUGCAGUACUUUGUUGUGAACACUUUGAGCACACGCACGCUUAUCUUUCCUUUGUAAUUCCCUCCCCCCCAUUUUUUUAAAGCUUUGUUAUUCUCUAAAAAUAAUUUAAGACCUGUAUAGUAUUCAAAGCACGCCAUGUAAAUAUUUAUUAUGCAAAAACUCGCGGAGGGUUUUAUGGGGUGACUUUCUUUUUUUAAUCUUGUUCUAAUACGGAUUUCCUUUCGACUUGGGAAAAGGAAAUUAGUGUAACCUGAAAUCCUGCUUUGUUCCCUUACAAGAAUGUUGGUUGGUUUGUUUGAAUGCUAUAAAUAUAUUUUUAAAUUUCUCUGAUCCUUUUUAGUUUUGGAAAUGCCUCUCCAAAGAAAAAAAUAUGUACAGUGUUUUAAAACCUAAUUGCUAUACAAUAGUUUUCUUCCUCAUUCACUUCAGUAAGCUUGUAACGGACAGUGGCACAAAUAAUCCUGGGCUAUGCAGUUGUGUUGCAGUAAACUCAGUUUAAUGGACUCAAAGGAAGGUGUUUGUUAGACCUGAAUGUCCAUUAAAUAACGAAUAGGAUUGUAUGUAUGCCUACAGCGGCCGAUGGAUUUUGUCUGAUGCAUUCGAAACCUGAUCGACAGAAGGUCCAAUAAAUUGAAGAUUCACUGCAUGUUCACUGAGCAAUGGUGAUAGUAGCAUCUCUUAAGUCAUCGAAGGUACACCAUGUUGUUGCACGUUAACCCUGUGGCAGAUUAAACCAAGCAGUUCUCCGAAGAAAUUAAGUAAUGUUGCUUCUCACUGUCCAUAAUUUUGAAUUAUGCUAUUCUGCACUGUGGUCACAGCAUGGCAGAAUAAGCUGCUGCAGUUUUGAUAGCUCCCUUUAAAGUUACGCUAUCGUACACCACAACGGAACUUCAGAGGGGAAGAAUACCCUUGGUGGUAGAAUUUGAGCCCGUGACUGACCACAAGAGCUGAGAAAUAUUCCUAAAGUACCUAAGGGAAAAAUCUUGGGUUUGCCGUAGAAUAAGCUAUGCCGUAACUGCGUAAGUCAAUAAAAUUUGCUGUUAACAGUGGAAGUCCAUCUGGGUGGUGAGAAUUCAGUGUUAUUUCCUUCUUUCAAUGGAGUAACACCAUCACUACUUUCAGUGUAAGAAACAACCACACGUAAAUAUCUACGUCCUGUCGCUGAGCUGCCGAAGAGUCUGCAGACCAGUGCCUACCACAUGAACCUGUGGCUGGAGGAGAGGGAGUGGGAGGCUGUGCACAAGGACUGCAAGGAGACCCAUCUUCAUGGGCUACUCAUGAGCGCCUUGCUUCAGAAAGUUUCUGAGGCCACCACGUCUGUCUCUAAGUCCCACAUGAGCUUCAUCACCAAGUUGACUAUAGCUUGAUUGGCUCACCAGGUCAUCUGAGAACUGAGUGUGGAAAUGACUAAGUCAGUCUUUCUCAACCUUGUUAAGAAUUCUAGGAGUUGGUCCACCCACCUUAAAGUUCCCAAGGUUGAGAAACGCUGCUCUAAUCCACACCUUCCAGCCAAAUUUAAGGUGCAAGAAGGUGGGUCCAUUUGGAGAGCAGGUGGCAUCCUGUGAAUUAGCAGUCCACUCCAACCAAGAGGGCUCGUGGAAGUCCCAGCAAAUUUAGCUGCUGAACAGUGAAUCCUCUCUUGUCCUCAACGAAUGUGUUUUGAAUUUAGUGAGAUUCCGAGUGGCGCUUCCCCCCCCCCCCCCAUGCUUUUAAGGGAGCCAGUUCCCUCUUCAGCUGUUCGCUGUAGAAGUAUCACUUCGGUCACAGUAUUUAUUCCUUACAAACCUUGUGUGACAUGCUAGGGUUCCCAUGGAUGUAGCUGAUGAUUUUGUAAAUAUAAUUACUUAACUAUAUAUAAAAUUAUAUCGUAAUAAACUAUUUUUGCACCACC
Pantherophis guttatus is the source of this 13100-nucleotide messenger RNA. It is a transcript of the gene MPRIP, whose product is annotated as myosin phosphatase Rho interacting protein. The record is from RefSeq and is a predicted model, not a curated record. Gene Ontology annotation, cellular component: actin cytoskeleton. NCBI's taxonomy places the organism in Eukaryota, Metazoa, Chordata, Lepidosauria, Squamata, Colubridae. Gene Ontology annotation, molecular function: actin filament binding.